CGCUGCUAGUGGGGGCCUUUGGCCAUGGCCAGCACGGCCGUCCAGCUCCUGGGCUUCCUGCUUAGCUUCCUGGGCAUGGUAGGAACGCUCAUCACCACUAUCCUGCCGCACUGGCGAAGGACGGCCCACGUGGGCACCAACAUCCUGACGGCAGUGUCCUACCUGAAGGGGCUGUGGAUGGAGUGUGUGUGGCACAGUACCGGCAUCUACCAGUGUCAGAUCUACCGCUCUCUGCUGGCGCUGCCCCGGGACCUGCAAGCAGCCCGGGCGCUCAUGGUCAUCUCCUGUCUGCUGUCGGGCAUGGCCUCCGCCUGCGCUGUGGUGGGCAUGAAAUGCACUCGCUGUGCCAAGGGCACGCCCGCCAAGACCACCUUCGCGGUGCUGGGGGGCGCCCUCUUCCUGCUGGCUGGCCUGCUGUGCAUGGUGGCUGUGUCCUGGACCACGAACGACGUGGUGCAGAAUUUCUACAAUCCGCUGCUGCCCAGCGGCAUGAAGUUCGAGAUCGGCCAAGCCCUGUACUUGGGCUUCAUCUCCUCGUCCCUGUCUCUCAUCGGGGGCACGCUGCUUUGCUUGUCCUGCCAGGAUGAGGCCCCCUACAGACCCUACCAGGCCCAGCACAGGGCUGGGGCCACCACCACAGCCACCGCCCCAGCCUACCACCCACCAGCAGCCUUCAAGGACAAUCGUGCCCCCUCGGUGACCUCAGCCUCGCACAGUGGGUACAGGUUGAAUGACUACGUGUGAGUUCCUUCCCCAGGCCUCUGCCAGCCCUGCUGGUCCCCAAGGGACCGCUGACACAUGCAGGGACCUACAUACAUGUGGGAAAGUGAGCCCAGAACACAGGGAAGGAUGCUUUUCAAAGCAAAGACUUCUAAAAUGUGCUGUUUUUGUAUUUAUUACAUGUAUUUAUGUGGGUGGUUUGAUGAGGGCUUAAUAAAGAGGGGCUUGGAGGCUUG
Phodopus roborovskii (desert hamster) is the source of this 956-nucleotide messenger RNA. It is a transcript of the gene Cldn14, whose product is annotated as claudin 14. NCBI's taxonomy places the organism in Eukaryota, Metazoa, Chordata, Mammalia, Rodentia, Cricetidae. The transcript has a single exon. The record is from RefSeq and is a predicted model, not a curated record. Gene Ontology annotation, cellular component: plasma membrane; bicellular tight junction. Gene Ontology annotation, biological process: bicellular tight junction assembly; cell adhesion. The coding region runs from base 25 to 744 and encodes 239 amino acids. Gene Ontology annotation, molecular function: structural molecule activity.